Molecule: messenger RNA, 409 nt
Organism: Priapulus caudatus
Lineage: Eukaryota; Metazoa; Priapulida; Priapulimorpha; Priapulimorphida; Priapulidae
Product: bifunctional purine biosynthesis protein PURH-like
Exons: 4
Coding region: 5-409 (134 amino acids)
Biological process (GO): 'de novo' IMP biosynthetic process
Cellular component (GO): cytosol
Molecular function (GO): phosphoribosylaminoimidazolecarboxamide formyltransferase activity; IMP cyclohydrolase activity
Source: RefSeq, a predicted model, not a curated record
UCGCAUGUUUGGCAUCAUGGCGGAAAGUUCAGAACUUGCGGUGCUUAGCGUAUCAAACAAGCAAGGUCUGACGACCUUUGCUAAACAGCUUCAUGAUAUUGGCUUCCAACUGGUGGCAUCUGGAGGAACUGCUCGUGCUAUUAGAGAAGCUGGACUCCCUGUUAAGAAUGUAGAAGAAAUUACGGGCGCCGCAGAAAUGUUGGGAGGGCGUGUGAAGACCUUGCAUCCCGCUGUGCAUGUUGCAGCGACGAGCAACCAAAAAUCGCAGGUCUUAAAGCCAAAGUUCAGCGACCCUUCGUCACUCGUCUACUCGUCACUUGUCGUCGUCACAUGCGACGCCGUCGUCUUCAUGUUGACAAUCGCGGUGGCGGUGGCGGCGGCGGCGGCGGCUGCAGGGGGCGUGGCCUGA